AUGCCUACCGUUACCUCACUCAACAGUCAUGCCAGUCUGCUUCGAAGCAUGUACAGAAAUAUCCUACGCUCUUUAGCGAACAUCCGGUCUUUGGUUCCUGUGAUAGAUCCUAAGGCAGCAGAUGGUGCACCUCCAUCAGAAGUGGCUAAAGCGCUUCGGAAUCCAGAGCUAUAUGGCACAUUGUUGCGUUCUGAGCUUCGUUACUACGUCGAUGAGGAAUUCAGGACCAAGUACAGUAAAUUCAAUGCUAAAAGCGUCUUUUUGAAAUUGCAAGUGGGUGCUCUGCUCAUCGCUACCUUGAAGCAAGUUCAUGCGCAGCCAUUGGAUCCACUGUCUUGGAAUAAGUUGAUAAACAUCCUCACCAAGCAUAGGCAAUCACAACACCAGAAAGAAUUCUGGAAGGCCGACUAUGCAAAACAUAAGACAGAGAUUGAUAAUCAAAGAGAACGUGAAGUUGACCAUCUCACGUUGAAGCGGAUUCAAUCAUACUUGAGCAGACCCAAAAAUGAAUCUGACCCCAAGUAUUCAGAUCUCAGUCCGAGUAAGCAAUAUAAGGAAUUGAAGGCUAUGGUUUCCGAAAGUAAAGCCAAUGCCAACUUUGUUGUUCGAAAUUACUUGAAAUACCUUCAAUUAAAUGGCCGCAUACCUAUUCCUUACAAAUUGCCGUACGUAUCAGAUACCCUCACAAAAUAUUCUACGCAUAUACCAAAGCCACUGGAGCUUCUUCCUAAUUCUACCAAGAGCUUUGUUUUAGAUGAGGCAUAUGACAUGGAAUACAUUGCUUCUAUCAUCAAACCGGAGAUAGAAUUCCUUAUCAACAUGAACCACUUCAUGCUACCUUGGGAGAAUCGCAUCGUUAAUGAAGGACCUUAUAAGGUCAAGAUCAGAAACACUACUGCUGGUGUGAUGACAGCUAAUUUUCUCCGUGCUCCAAAUUAUAAGCCACCAGAAAUGAAGGAACUUGCUCUAGAUAUAAAGAAGCUGAUGAGGCUUAUAAGAAAGCAGUUUAUAUGGAAUCUAGAUCUGGAUCCCGCUGCUGCUGCCAGUGAAAGAUCAUAUGGAGAAGGGUAUGGUGUGCGAGGUUCUCGUGGUUUCUCUGCUGAGGAAAUAAUGUACCCUCGCAAGUAUUACGAAAGAUUAGUGGACGAGGAAGCAAGAUGGGAAGCUCAAAUGAAUAUCGAGAAGAUGAGAUCGAUGCAUGACGAAGUCCAGCUCACAUCAGGAGAGUUGCAAAAGCUAUUAAUGAAUGAAGAUAAGCUGAAUUUUGAUUCUUGGAGAAAACCUCUUGAUGAGAGCACCCAAAGAAUUAAUUCGGAUAUUCAAGCCUUAUAUGAUAAAUAUAAAGUCACCAAGGAUAGUCCAAUUUGGGCUAAACAAGAACGCCUUCAAGAUAAAAUGAAUGGUUUAUUUGCCCGGAGUGCGAAGAGGUAUUGUGCUCUCCUCGAUAAGCUAGAAGAGAAGCGUUUCUUUCUCCAUUCCGAUUUAUUCAUGAACGACACAGUGUCAGAUAAUUACGAGGCUAUGAAAAAGCGAGAUGACGUUAAAGAAAAGUCAAGGCGGAAUGGUUUGUCAGAGGUUGAACGAGCAGGGUUAGGAAAGUCUUUAGGUGACUAUCUCACGGAGUUCAAAAGUGGCAGUUUCAAGAUGGGAUACAACUUCGCCAAAAGAUUUAAGUUUUAG
This is a messenger RNA of Clavispora lusitaniae ATCC 42720, 1680 nucleotides long. RefSeq lists its product as uncharacterized. NCBI's taxonomy places the organism in Eukaryota, Fungi, Ascomycota, Pichiomycetes, Serinales, Metschnikowiaceae. The record is from RefSeq and is a predicted model, not a curated record.